AACAAGGCAAAUCAUGCAUAUACACUUAAGAUUCCAUGAUAUAUAUAUACUUUUCUGCUCCAUGCAGCCUCACUCUCCCUCUUCACACCCUCAAAAUGUCAGAGAUUAUUGCUGUAGACCCCAUAAACGAUGAUCGAAAUCAAGCUAGCACCAGCACCAGCACAAGCAGAAGAGGUUACACUAGAGAUGAUUCGCGUCCCUUCACGAGAUCCCUCACUAUGGGGCGUGAUCAUGUCACUGAGCCCUUUGACAGUGAGAAGUUGCCUGUCACUUUGGUUUCUGAGAUCCAAAGAUUUCUCCGUGUCGCUAACUUGAUUGAGGUUGACGAGCCUCGGGUUGCUUAUUUAUGCCGUUUUCACGCCUUUGAAGUCGCGCAUAACUUGGACAGGAACUCAAGUGGGCGAGGGGUUCGGCAAUUCAAAACUUCUCUUCUUCAGCGGCUUGAGCAGGAUGAAGAAGUCACAAUUAGGAAAAGGAAGGAGAAGAGUGAUCUAAGAGAACUAUGGCGUGUAUAUAGACAGUACAAAGACUACAUCAUCAAGCAUGGUGCCGGAGAAUAUACUUUGGAAAUUAGGGAAAAGUUGCAGAAAGCUCGUGCGAUUGCAUCUGUUCUAUUUGAAGUGCUGAGCACAGUUACUUCAGCAGCAGGCACACAGGCACUUGCUGAGAAUGAUCAUUCGAGAUCUGAAUUCUACGUGCCUUAUAACAUUCUCCCUCUUGAUCAAGGAGGUGCUCGUCAACCUAUAAGGCAACUUCCUGAGAUCAAAUAUGCGAUAGCUGCUGUAAGAAAUGUCCAUGGCUUGCCUUUCUUGGAUGAGUUUCAGAGGCGCAUGCCGGAUAUGGAUAUGCUCGACUGGCUUCAGUUCUGCUUCUCAUUUCAGAAUGGAAACGUAGCCAACCAGAGGGAGCAUUUGAUCCUUCUACUUGCUAAUGCUCAUGUUCGUCACUCUCAUAAACAAGCAAAGUUAGGGGAAGGAGCUGUGGAUGAGCUAAUGAAGAAAUUCUUCAAAAACUACACAGAGUGGUGCAAGUUUCUUAACCGAAAAAGUAACAUCAGGUUGCCAUACUUGAAACAGCAAGCCCAACAGUAUAAACUUUUGUACGUUGCGCUUUAUUGCUUGAUAUGGGGAGAAGCAGCAAACUUAAGGUUCAUGCCGGAAUGUCUCUGUUACUUAUUUCACCAUAUGGCCAGUGAGUUGCAUGGUAUGUUGAGUGGUGCAGUGAGUAUAGAAACCGGAGAACUAGUGAAGCCCGUGUAUGGAGAAGGACACGAGUCUUUCCUUAGACAUGUUGUUUCACCAAUAUACACGGUUAUAUGGGAGGAAGCUAUGAAAAACAGAAACGGGACGACAGAUCACUCGACAUGGAGGAACUAUGAUGACUUGAAUGAAUUUUUCUGGUCUUCCGAUUGCUUCGAGAUAGGUUGGCCGAUGCAUCUGGAUCAUGAUUUCUUUUACACAAACCCUUCAAAUAGUAGAAAAAAGAAGAAGAAACUCAGAACACCAGACAAGACUCCUGAAGAAGAGAGAAUCAACAUUGAUGAAGACGAAGAGAUGGGAGAACCUGUAGAAGAAGUGAAGGAGCCACAGUGGUUAGGGAAGACGAAUUUUGUUGAAAUCCGUUCGUUUUGGCAGAUUUUUAGAAGCUUUGAUAGAAUGUGGAGCUUCCUUAUUUUAUCCCUUCAGGCAAUGAUCAUAGUGGCAUCCCAUGAUCUAGAAUCUCCGAUACAAUUUUUUGAAGCAUCCGUGCUUGAGGACGUUAUGAGCAUCUUCAUCACAUCAGCAGUCCUUAAAUUCAUCCAUGCCAUCCUUGACGUUGUCUUCACAUGGAAAGCUAGAUGCACGAUGGAUCAUAAUCGCCAUCGUAAAGAUUUGCUCAAGAUACUAGGGGCAAUGAUAUGGACAAUUAUCCUCCCUAUAUACUAUUCGACCUCUAGGAGAAAAUAUAAGUGUUAUUCUGCUCAAGAAGGGAGCUGGCUCGGCGAUUGGUGCUACUCUUCCUACAUGAUAGCAGUUGCAUUCUAUCUGAUUACCAACGGAGUCAACAUGGUCCUCUUUCUUGUGCCUGCAGUGGGAAGAUAUAUUGAGACAUCGAAUACUCGAAUAUGCACAGUUUUCUCUUGGCUGGCGCAGCCUAGAUUAUACAUCGGAAGAGGAAUGCAAGAAAGCCAAGUAUCAGUGCUUAAGUACACUUUUUUUUGGGUGCUGCUACUACUAAGCAAAUUCACAUUCAGCUACAUAUUUGAGAUAAAACCUCUCAUACAACCAACGAGGCAGAUCAUGAGGAUCGGGGUCAAGAACUACGACUGGCACGAGCUUUUUCCUAAAGUGAAGAGCAACGCUGGCGCCAUAGCAGCUAUCUGGUCGCCUAUUAUCCUCGUGUAUUUCAUGGAUAUACAAAUAUGGUAUUCUGUUUACUGCUCUGCCUUUGGUGGAGUUUUCGGGAUUCUCCACCAUCUUGGUGAAAUUCGUACACAAGGCAUGCUGAGGAGUAAAUUCGAUAAUUUGCACUUGGCAUUCAAUGACUGGCUUCUACCGCCCCCGGCUAAAGACAACAAAGACGGAAUCAGAAUGUGGCUCUGCCAGCCAGGCUUUCUAAAGGGUUUAGAGAAAAAGAAGGGAGGAGUUCUCAAGUUUGCUCUUGUGUGGAACCAAAUCAUUAGUAGCUUUCGGGAGGAGGACCUGAUUAGUAACAGGGAAAUGGAUUUGAUGAAAAUACCUCUUUCAUCAGAAUUGCUUAAUGAAAACAAUAAUGUCCGUUGGCCUGUUUUCCUCUUAGCAAAUAAGUUCUCAACAGCUCUUAGCAUUGCUAGAGAUUUUGUUGGAACAUACAACAGUCUCCUGAAAAAGAUCAAAAGGGACAAAUACAUGCACAUGGUUGUAGUUGAAUGUUACGACUCGCUUAAAGAGAUCUUAGAUAUCCUCGUGGUAGGCGACAUGGAGAGAAGAGUGGUAUUUGGUGUGAUUGAUGAAAUCGAAGAAAGCAUUGGAAAAAGAUCACUUCUUGAGGACCUCCGCAUGAGUGAGUUGCCGACUUUGCUUGCUCUUUGCACUAAAUUGAUCAAGCUACUGGUUGAAGGCGAAGAAGAUCAUCGUUACAGAGUUGUGAAGACGCUCCAAGACAUUCUUGAGCUUGUAACAAAUGAUUUGUUCAUAAAUGGCUCCAGAACGAUGGAAUUGUUCGAACAAGAACAGCAGCAAGAGGGAGUCAGAACUGAAUUCUUCGAUCCUCCUGAUCCAGAAUUAUUUGCUUCAUUGCAUGCUAUCCAUUUCCCUUUACCGGAUUCUGGCCCUUUAAUGGCAAAGGUUAAGCGCUUUCGUUUGCUGCUUACUGUCAAAGAUACAGCUAUGUACAUACCUUCAAACCUGGAAGCUCGAAGGCGAAUAUCAUUUUUCGUUACUUCUCUGUUUAUGAAUAUGCCUAGAGCUCCAAAAGUUCGUAAUAUGUUGUCAUUCAGUGUUUUGACUCCAUAUUUUAUGGAACAAGUCAAGUUUUCGAGUAGAGAGCUUCACUCCAGCAAAGAAGGAGUUUCCAUUGGAUUUUAUAUGCAAAAGAUAUUUCCAGACGAGUGGGAAAAUUUUCUGGAGCGCAUGGGAAGUGAAAAUGAAGAUGACAUGAGUGAGGAUGUGAAUGAGGAAGAACUAAGAGACUGGGCUUCGUUUCGAGGCCAGACUCUAAGUAGGACUGUCCGAGGAAUGAUGUAUUACAGAAAAGCACUGAAGUUGCAAGCUUUUCUUGAGAUGUCUGAGCACGAGGAUAUUCUUCAAAGCUAUGAAGCGAUUGAUAGGGCGAACGACACUUUAUCAGCGCAGCUUGAUGCAUUAGUAGACGUGAAAUUCAGUCACGUUGUUUCAUGUCAAAUGUUUGGAGCACAGAAGGCCUCGGGUGACCCUCAGGCUCAAGACAUUCUUGAGCUGCUGAUAAGGCAUCCCUCGUUGCGCGUGGCUUAUGUCGAGGAGAAGGAAAACUUUGAGGUGGAUGGGCCUCCCAAAGUCUAUUCUUCUAUCCUUGUCAAAGCUGUUAAUGGUUUUGAUCAGGAAAUCUACCGGAUAAAGCUUCCCGGAUCUCCAAACAUUGGGGAAGGGAAACCUGAGAAUCAAAACCAUGCUAUCAUUUUCACACGCGGUGAAGCUCUUCAAGCCAUUGAUAUGAACCAAGAUAACUAUCUUGAAGAAGCUCUCAAGAUGAGGAAUCUACUGCAAGAGUUUCUACGGCCUCAAAGAAGGAGCCCUCCGACUAUCAUUGGCAUGAGAGAGCACAUAUUUACCGGAAGUGGGAUAUCGGGCGAGCCGGGGGAUGCCGGAGAAAUGACAGAUGAUGCCGGGGUGGGGGCCAGGAUAGCAGAGGAUGCACGACCGAAGAUUCGAAGGCUUCAGCCGGGAAUACGGCCAGAGGGGAGGGACAAUUGGGGACUCAGAUUCACUGGAGAUGACAUUUUCUCCCUAGAGGAGUUGUUGGAACAAGUCGAACGAUAUGAUGACACUCCCAUUCAUACUGAGGGGAAGUCGAUUCAGAGCGACGAGGGCAGGAGUCGGGGUGCACCGAAGAAGAAGAAGGGCAAAGGGGUGGUCGGCGAGUCGCCAAGGAUAGUCAGCAUGUGGGCUAAAAUUACGGCUGACCUACAAGAGGAAUUGCCCGCAUGGGAAGACACAUCUGGUGGGAGGAGUGCCGGAAGGGGUGGGAGACGAAUCAGAAUACUGCAGUCUUCCGAUUUGCGGGCUUGUACACCACCGUCCUUAGCGGGGAGACCAGGUGGCCAGACUGACGAGGACUGCAGGAGGAUAGCGGAGAGAGCAUUCCCCGUGCCGGGGCUGUAUAAGGAAUUCACCUGGCGGAUCCAGAAACUUAAAACGGAGGGGGCGAAGUGA
Messenger RNA from Salvia hispanica, 4868 nucleotides. NCBI's taxonomy places the organism in Eukaryota, Viridiplantae, Streptophyta, Magnoliopsida, Lamiales, Lamiaceae. The record is from RefSeq and is a predicted model, not a curated record.